Molecule: messenger RNA, 1017 nt
Organism: Candidozyma duobushaemuli
Lineage: Eukaryota; Fungi; Ascomycota; Pichiomycetes; Serinales; Metschnikowiaceae
Exons: 1
Coding region: 1-1017 (338 amino acids)
Source: RefSeq, a predicted model, not a curated record
AUGGGUGAUAGGAUCAAUUUGAAUGAAACAGAAUUCAUUCGUGAGCUAGAAUUAAUACCAGAACUGUCAUUGGGUGAUAAUAUUAUAGAAGUUGGAGAUGAGAGCUGGGCGGACGAUCUUGUGGACCUCCAUAAUGCAGCAGGGAGUUCAGUAAUCACCACUUCAUUCACUUACGAAAGUAAAAAGGGAGAAGAAGGCAAAGAAGAAGAGGAUGACGAAAAAGACGAAGAAGCAAAUGAAGGAAAUAAAGAACGCGAAGAAGAAGACGAAGACGAAGAGGAAGAUAUAGACUUGAUACCAAUGGUGGGUGAUCAUCCACUUCCUCAGCUGACUUCUCGUCAAAACGAAGAAUUUAAGAAUCCAGCAGAUGCAGAUCCUUUCAAAGAAAGAAUAAAACAUGAUACAACGCCCCUUCCGAAAGGAUGCGGAGCUAUUUGGUCUCAUAGCGGUCGAUUAGUCUGCUUCUUCUUAUCACGCGAACACGACGAGAAAGCGAAGAGACAGUCUGAUUCUAGGAUUCAAAAACGGAGGCCGGAUGAACGAUACUUUAGCGCGGCCAGAGGUGUAAAAACUAUGAUGGAGGAAGCUGACCAUCUGUCUUCGAAUUCAAUGAUAGAUGAAGACUCGGAUCACGGUAUCUGUCUGGAGGAAGCUGAAUCGCUUAGCUCUUCGCUAUCGUCUGAUGCUAGCUUCAAUAAUGACUGGGAUGAGCUCAUAGAGAAUGACGUGCCCUCGAAGUCUCGUGUGAGAGGGUUGUUUAGGGAAUCUAUGAGGGUUGGAGGCGAUUUCUUCAGUAAUGAAGACCGCAAAUCAGGAAUAACACGAAGUGCUGGAGGCACAACCUCAAAUUACAGAUCUUCGACACACGGGGACUGCUCUGUCAAGGAAAAAAGAACCCCAAAAUCCUCCAAGGGACAGUACAAUCGUAUUUUGAUUGCUGACUUCUCCCACCUUAUUCCCGAAAAGGUCGAACUUGCCUUAUCCUAUCGGGUUUUAGGGACACACCGGAGAGUUUAG